Messenger RNA from Poecilia reticulata (guppy), 1844 nucleotides. The record is from RefSeq and is a predicted model, not a curated record. Lineage: Eukaryota; Metazoa; Chordata; Actinopteri; Cyprinodontiformes; Poeciliidae.
AUUUGAAUAAUUGAACGCAUUGUUUUAUUUCCUUCCGAAUUGGAUGCGGCUUGGAUCGUCUGGAAUGGACAAAAGUCUCACAGAUUCUGCAAGAGGUGUUUAAACAGACGGAUAUUACUGACUGUUUUCUUCAAAUUAGUUCCAGACACUUUAGCUUCUUCGCCAACAGGAAUAGGGGCGGGAUCCUGAAGCAUUUUUGCGCAAAGCUGGACAAUACUGGUCAUUUUAGAGAUCUGUCCCGAUCCGCAAACUUGCAACGUUUUUUUUUAUUUCACAAUGGCUGUACUCACCGAAUCCCAGUACAACGAACUUUUAGGAGACCCGGCUUCACAAGACAUGGAGAGGUGCGUGACGCCACGAUCGGUCUACGGUGCACAGGGGGAUCGACUUUUUACUCAGAAGAAUAGGCUUUCUCUGACUAAAUCCCGACUUCUCUCGAGCAAACCUACAAACGAGCCGCUGCGCAAUAAGCCGGGCGCCGGCGUUUUUGAACCGGAACCGGAACCAGUAGUCAGCCUUCUUGACACGGACACGGUGAGAGAGCAGGAUGACAAAGUGCUAACCGGGGGUACAAGGAAGCGCCAGGCAGCAGACCCUGUUCAAGCGAUUAUACGGGACCGAAUUAAAGUGCGAAACGGAGCGACCGUCGCGAUUGAAUUGAUUUCAGCCGCCCUGAAGCUUAUGAACGAAGAUGAAGUCCACGGGCACGGGCUGACCAAGAAGGAGAAAAUCCUAGAAAGACAACGCUUGGAGCGGGUGAACAAGACAUAUGCUUCUGUCUUACUUGAAGCGAGUCAAAUCAUGUUACUUACACGUUAAACGAUGUUAAACGAUUUAUCAGGAGUGUUUUUUCUUACUGUUUUUCUCAGGAGUGUUUUUCUUACUGUUGAAUGACUUCUCAGGGGUGUCUAAUAACUGUUUAUCGAAUAGCUUCUCAGUGUGUUAUUCUUUGUUAAAUGAAUUCUCAGGACGUUUUUUUACUCUCUUUUUCUGUAUAAACUUUUGCAACAUUCACCCGGUGCUGCAGACCCUCCUGCUGGCGCAGACCCCCCUCCUCCUCCCCCUCAUGCAACUGCUGCGAAAUCUUCUCUCCCUACCGGUGAUGCAGACCCCCCUCUUCCCCCUCCUUCCCCCUGUGCUGCUUCUGUCAAAUCCCCUCACGCCACCGCUUCUUUUCAGCAGGGUGGAAAUAUCGGAAGCGAACUCGCAUCUAACCACCUCCAUAACGAGUUAGACGGUUCAGACCCCCGUCACCGCUGCUUGAACGCAAACGUUUCAAUAACCUUGAACUUAGACGACCCUUCAGAAUUCCUUCCGCCUGCGACGGUUCUGGCGUGAUAAAAGAGGGUUCACCUUAAAAAAUGCUGCAUUCUUGAAAAGGUUACGAGUCAUUUAUGACAAACGCAGACAUUUUCCUGACGGGACAACCUUACCGUUUGGAUACUAAAUUGUUCAUCCUAAAUUUACAGAGGGGAGUAAAAUAAUUUUAAGCUUUUUUCUAUUUUCUCUUGUUAUUUGAUAUUUUCUACUAUUACGGGUAUAAAAAUGAUGCAUUCAGGUCAUGUACAAGAAACGUUAUUUGAUCAUCGAUUUAAAAUGCCUUUUUCAUGUCUCAUCGUCGGACAGAGCGGCUGUGGAAAAACUUAUUUUGUGCAGAAAAUGUUGACGAAUUGUAGUCAUGUGAUGACCCAUGUGCCUGAUAUGAUGUAUGGAUAUAUGACUCUUUCCAACCUAUGUACACCGGAUUGCAAAAAAUGAAUAAAGACAUCAAGUUCAUCAAAGGUUUACCUGACUCUUUUGAAGAUGAAGACUUGUUUCCAUCAAAUAAAAGAAUUUUAAUAAUC